This is a messenger RNA of Equus quagga, 2536 nucleotides long. RefSeq names its product Fc receptor-like protein 3. The record is from RefSeq and is a predicted model, not a curated record. The transcript is spliced from 14 exons. Gene Ontology annotation, biological process: cell surface receptor signaling pathway. Gene Ontology annotation, molecular function: transmembrane signaling receptor activity. The coding region runs from base 1 to 2193 and encodes 730 amino acids. Lineage: Eukaryota; Metazoa; Chordata; Mammalia; Perissodactyla; Equidae.
AUGCUUCUGUGGCUGCUGCUGCUCAUCCUGGCUCCUGGAAGAGAACAAUCAGAAUUAGCUCCAAAAGCUUUUAUUCGCCUCACUCCUCCCUGGUCCACAAACUUCAAAGGAAAGACAGUAACUCUCACAUGCGAGGAUUCCCAUUCUCCAGCCCAGGGAGGCAUAUCUUGGUAUUAUGAUGACAUUUUGUUGAAAAAAAAAUCGGGAAAGCUCCAAAUAAGAAAUUCUGGAUAUUACAAAUGCAAGACCCGAGGAUCUUCCCUCAGUGACCCUGUGCAUGUGGAAUUUUUAUCUGAUUGGCUGAUCCUCCAGGCUUCUCUCCCUGUUUUUGAAGGAGAUGAUGUAUAUCUGAGAUGCCAGGGGUGGAAAGAAGAGGAUAUUACUGAAAAAAUUUAUUACAAAGAUGGAGAAAAAUUUGCUGUUACUUAUGACUCAGGCUUCAUCAGACUAAAUUCAGCCUCUACCAACAAUAGCAAAUAUCAUUGUACUACUUAUGUGGAAGGACUUUUUGGAAUGUGGAAAGAAAGUUCAAAAGCUCUAAGGAUCCAAGUUCAAGAGUUGUUUCCACCUCCUGUGCUGACAGCCAGCCCCUCCCAGCCCAUAGAGGGGAGCCCAGUGACCCUGAAAUGUGAGACCUGGCUUCCUCCACAGAAGUCAGACACUCAGCUUCAAUUCUGUUUCUUCAGAGGAGACCAGGCCCUGGGAUCAGACUGGAGAAGCUCCCCAGAACUCCAGAUCCCUGCCAUAUGGAGUGAGGACUCAAGGUCUUACUGGUGCCAGGCAAAGACAGUGACUCACAGUGUCAUGAAAAGAAGCUUGAAAUCCCAGAUACAUGUAGACAGAGUCCCUGUAUCUGAUGUGAAUCUAGGAAUCCAGCCCCCUGGAGGGAAGCUGAUUGAAGGAGACAAUCUGGUCCUUACCUGCUCAGUAGCCAGGGGGACAGGGACUAUCACGUUCUCCUGGCACAGAGAAGGCACAAUAAGAAUUUUGGGAAGAAAGACCCAGCGUUCCCUGUCAGCAGAGUUCCAGAUACCCACUGUGAAGGAGAGUGAUGCUGGGAGAUACUACUGUGCAGCUGACAACAUUCAUGGCCCCAUCCUCAGUACACUGAUUACCGUCACAGUGAGAAUUCCAGUGUCUCGCCCUGUCCUCACCAUCAGGGCUCCCAGGGCCCAGGCUGUGGUAGGGGAUGUGGUGGAGCUUCGUUGUGAGGCCUGGAGAGGCUCUCCUCCAAUCUUGUACCAGUUUUAUCAUGAAGAUGCCACCCUGGGAAGCAGCUCAGCCCCCUCUGGAAGAGCAGCAUCCUUCAACCUCUCUCUGACUGCAGACCAUUCUGGAAACUACUCCUGUGAGGCUGACAAUGGCCUGGGAGCCCAGCAUAGUGACAGAGUGACACUCAACGUCACAGUUCCAGUGUCUCGUCCUGUCCUCACUCUCAACCCUGCUGGCACCCAGCCUGUGGUGGGAGAUGUGUUGGAGCUUCGCUGUGAGGCCCAAAGAGGCUCUCCCCCGAUCCUGUACUGGUUUUAUCAUGACAAUGUCACUCUGGGGAAAAGCUUGGCCCCCUUUGGAGGAGGAGCAUCCUUCAACCUCUCUCUGAUGGCACAGCCUUCUGGGAACUACUCCUGUGGGGCUGACAAUGGCCUGGGGAUCCAAUGCAGUGAGGUGGUGAUGCUCAAUUUCACAGUGCCUUCCAGGAGCAAAAUAACCCCUGUCACUGUGGGAGUCAUCUUGGGGCUGCUAAGUAUCCUUGGCCUUGCUGCUACUGCUGCUCUGUUGUGCAAGUUCAGGACCCAGAAGAAAUCAGGAGGAAUUUCUGCCACUGGGACAGCUAGUCCCAAUGAUUGUCAGGAACCUUUCUUGUCCAGGUCUUUUGGCACAGAGACCCAAGAGUCCACUCACUUUGAGCCACCAGCCCUAAUGGAGCUGCAGCCAGUGUACAGCAAUGUGAAUCCUGGAGAUAGAGACUUGGUUUAUACCCUGGUCGGGAGCGUCCAGCAUACAAAAGAACAUUUAGCAAAUUCACCAAGGUUGCAUUGGAAGCAUAAGGGACCCACAGUCAUCUAUUCAGAGGUAAAGAAGACACAUCCAGAUGACUCUGCAGGUCAGGCCAGCUGUAGAGGCUGGGCCCAUGAAGAUGCUACAGAAAGCUAUGAGAAUGUCCCGUCUACAUCACUGGCCUUGUACCACUAGCCCUUUAGCCUGGGUGACCUCCAGAGACCCUGAAAAGCAGCCUAUCCCAUUCUCCCUGUUUUCUCCAACCAUACACCCUCUGCCUCCAGGACUCAGCCUCCCAGGAGGCUGGGCUGUAGGGAACAUGAGGCUGUGUGAAAUAUCUGCCAGCCUCCUCUGUCCCUGAGUUUAUUCAUCUCUAGGAAUAGAGUGGGCAUUUAUUUGAGUAAAUGUUGCAUUCUUUUCUCAGUAGAGACACAUGUGAAGGCAGGGCAGGUGGGCCUUCAGCUCCUGGGUCUGUGGAACAGAGGAGGGAGAAAUGACCUAGCCCGGAUCAUAAGGGUGCAACAUAGCCAUUUAAUUG